GCUCCGAGGAUGGGAUGGGGCAGCCCAGAGCCCGACUGGCAGCUGUGUGGUGCCCAGUGUCACCAGCACCUAUAGACGGAUCCCGGACUCCACUUGUGGGUGCUCAUCAGAUUCUUGGAAGGAGGAUGGCGAGCCAAGGGGUGUAGGGUGGCAGGUGCCCAUUCUCAAAUUGGCCUCUCGGGACUCAGGAGUGGAGAUGGCAGUUGGGGACAGUCUCUUGGCCAGCUCACUGGGCCUUUCUCAGGACUCUCUGGACUUGGAGCCCACAGGGUGCCCCGAAUCCCCAGCCACAGAGUCUUCCACCCACCUGGGGCGGCUCCGGGCCAGCCGAAAGCUAGAGCAGGUGUUGGAGCGGUCCCGCCGGCUCCCAACUUCUCCUGUCAGCUUGCGACGACACAGCUGUUCCUCAAAGCUGUCAAACGAGCUUGUGAGUGGUGAGAAGCACCUUUGUGGAGCCGGGGAACAAGAGGCCAAUGAUGCGGGCCUGGAAGAAGCAGAGGUGGUGGGGGGCGUGGGGCCUGAGGCUUGGGCCCACCUCCCAGGGCAGGGUCUUCGCUACUUAGAGCACCUGUGCCUGGUAUUGGAGCAGAUGGCGAGGCUCCAGCAACUCUGCUUGCAGCUGCAGACCCGGAGGCUCCUGGAGAAUCCUGCAGAGGAGGUGGGUCCGUCUCCCCCUUCUCAUGACCCCGGCAGUGAGGUGCGUGGACCUUGGGAGCAGCUCAGUCAGACAGAGGAGACAGGGGCAAAAGCAGCUUCACCGCCACAGGUGGGGGUGCCCAGGGCCAACUCUCCCAGGCUGUCAGAGGCCCCAGCAGAGCCAGCUCACACCUUUUCAUCCUCCCAGGGACACAAGCUGGAUCUCUCCUACUGGAACAAGGUCAAGGUCCUGCUCAGCCGGAUCCGCUGGAGGAAUCGAGAACACGCUGCGCCCCCUACCGAUCCUGAUGACCUUGCCCCCAGGGCUGAGCCAAAGGACCUUCCUGAAAGGCCUCUGUUGCGCUCCCACCGGAAGACUUUUAUGCCAUCAUUGGCAGUUAAGAAGCAAAGCAAAAAACCUUUCUGUGUGCUGACAUCUCCUGGUGCAAGGACAAGACCAUGGGGUGCCCAGUGAAGUUGUCCUCUCCCUUUUCUCUGUCGCUGCUUCUGGACACUGCCAGGAAAGCUGCUGAUGCUCGCCCCUGUCUCUGAGCAAAGGGCUGAGUCUUACUCUGAGCCCCCUUUCAAGGAGCCCGCGUCCCUAAGAGGCUCCCAGGCUUCUCCUGGUGGCCUGAAAUCCAUGGGUUUAGAUAAUGUGAACUGCUUAUUUAUGAGGCAUCCAUGCAGCAUGCAUGGCAUAGUGAUCUGGCUGGGCCCAGUGGAUUGAAGAUGUGUAUUUCAGCAAAAUGACAUAUCUGUCUGUGAGACGUCAGUGUUAUGAAGUGACUGGAUCUAGCUAUCUCUCCUGAAUCUUGCACUCAGAGGACUGGUCUUCUGCGUGAAGAACUGCAUUAGGAUGCAGCUGACCUUCAUUCCUUAGUGUGCCUUAGUGUGCAGUUACUGGGCUGAAGUUCUGGUGCUAUCUUGGCUUCCUCUCCAUUGAGUCUUAACAGUGGAGCAGAGUCCCUGCACCAGGAAGGUGUGUGUGCGAACACAGGGACAGCUGAGUAACCUGUAGGGUUGAGUACUGGCUGCUUUGCUAGCCUUUACAUAUUAGGGGAAACCAGAAGCCCAUACUAGCUUUUAGACCUUGAGGAAGUCCCUUAACUUUUCUGAGCCAUAUCUUUCCACUUAACCUCCCAAAUGGUAUGAUGCCUGCCCCACCUACCUCACAGGUUUGUCAUGAGGAUAAGAUGAGAUUAAACAGUUUCAAAGUGCUUUGUGAGUGUUACUGUUACAUGAAUAAGGGGGGAGAUGAAUGUGGGA
Messenger RNA from Condylura cristata (star-nosed mole), 1902 nucleotides. It is a transcript of the gene CUNH8orf58, whose product is annotated as chromosome unknown open reading frame, human C8orf58. NCBI's taxonomy places the organism in Eukaryota, Metazoa, Chordata, Mammalia, Eulipotyphla, Talpidae. The record is from RefSeq and is a predicted model, not a curated record.